Molecule: messenger RNA, 402 nt
Organism: Pseudogymnoascus destructans
Lineage: Eukaryota; Fungi; Ascomycota; Leotiomycetes; Thelebolales; Thelebolaceae
Exons: 2
Coding region: 1-402 (133 amino acids)
Source: RefSeq, a predicted model, not a curated record
AUGUCUCGUAUGAAGCUUAGCAAAGACGAUAUUACGCCAAACUUCUUUGCUGCAAUGAGGGGUGAAUUCCGGGGAGGAUACAAAGACCAACUCACAAUUCAAGAGAUAUUAGUGCACUGUUUUGCCAUGAUGGCAAAAUCUAACGCCAUCACUUGUGCACGGAGGAGUAGUGAGCACCACCGUCAGGAUGCCAGGCGCAUCAUUCUCCAAGAGCAGAUGAGCAAGUCAAGGGGCAGCAACAAUAGUCAGGCUUCAUCCCAUGCUCCAUCUAUAGUCUCAGUCGACUUUGAAGUGGCGAUUGAGGCCAUUGGUGUGGGAGUCAGUGCUGAUGUUAGCGAGUUUGAUUGGGCAACACAGAGGAACUCCCUAAAACUGGGAACAAGCAGAUCGAAGGAGUUUUAG